Molecule: messenger RNA, 1347 nt
Organism: Diplodia corticola
Lineage: Eukaryota; Fungi; Ascomycota; Dothideomycetes; Botryosphaeriales; Botryosphaeriaceae
Exons: 3
Coding region: 1-1347 (448 amino acids)
Source: RefSeq, a predicted model, not a curated record
AUGUCUAGUCCAGACCCGAACAGCACUUGUCUUUCAGACCCACACGAGCGCAAGUUGUUCCCAACUGAGAUGUCUGAUCGUACUCUUGGAUUGUGGAAUAUUGGCCGCGUUUUCGGUGUGAUUGGCGGCACAAUUCUUGCUCUAAUCCCUCUGUUCUUCAUGGUUGUGGCAAUCCUGGCUAUGUCACUUAGCCAAAAGCCAACCACGAUCCAGCCCGGUCCUGAUCUCGAGCACAUUUUGAUUCUUCUACCAACACUAUUCCCGAUCGCCUUCGCCGCAACUAUGGGUCAUCUCAUCUCCAUCUUCAUCGUACUUCUGUGGCUCCUUUCGCCUGCUGGCGGCCAAUCCGCUAUACGACUUCUUACCAAAGAGCCUAUCAUUGCGACGACGACUUCUACCGUCCGAUAUCUACCAAUCGAAGUUCAAUCUCAUUUAUUUCUCAAUGGGGCUGAUGACGCUUUUACAAGCUGGGGUUUAUACGUACCGCUCUUUACGAUGUCUCUUUUGACGCAAAAGACUCAAAGCCAGCCGCGCGACACUCUCGGGAACGUUAAAAUACCAGCAUUAGAUACCGCUCACCCAUCCGUGGAAGGCGAAGGCUGGCAGGAUGUGGAUUACUCACAAGAGGUACAAUACACUUCACUCCUUGGUAUUCCCACCACAGGGAUUCCGGCGAAAGGCGAUGUGACUUUCACCAUGGCCUCUCGCUAUUGGGACGUCACCUGCUCGCAAAAUAUCUGGGUCAGCAAUAAAACCGCACUACCAAUCGAUUUGAACCCUAACGAUACUGGAUGGGGAGAGACUGGUUCGUACUUUCACUUGGACGAACAUUCCCACCACACGAGUGGAGCAUGGAUGGAGGGAAAGAUGCCCAUGUACUUCAUGACUGGUGCUAUGCAAGCGUGGAAUGCCAGCUUUGCGAAUUGCACAUUGGAGCAUAUUGUGGUCGAGGCAUCUACGAAAUGUGAGUCCGGAGCCUGCCGCGUUACCGCCAUGCGCCCCGGCAAUCAGAGCGCAGGAUCACCACUCAUCGACCCUUUGCCGCUUUGGACUACUCUGCUCUAUCUACCCGAGACCUUUAUGUACCCUCGAUCUAGUGAUAUUUGGACAACGGCCUCGCCGCUCGAACUCUGGCUGAUGGAUCCCACCACUGACCUGACCGUCGUAACCUCGGAUUCAAGUUUGUUUUACAACAUCUCUAAACUACCUACCGAGGUUCUUGCCUCUAGAUUGCGAGUUGUAAUAAACGCCUUCUGGCAGUCUGGAAAUGCGGCCAGCUACAUCGAGGGCAACCUCCCUGAGAAUCUGGACAACUUCACUUCUUUAUCCGCAACUUUGGGAGUGUAA